Messenger RNA from Penicillium griseofulvum, 582 nucleotides. RefSeq lists its product as uncharacterized. The coding region runs from base 1 to 582 and encodes 193 amino acids. NCBI's taxonomy places the organism in Eukaryota, Fungi, Ascomycota, Eurotiomycetes, Eurotiales, Aspergillaceae. The transcript has a single exon. The record is from RefSeq and is a predicted model, not a curated record.
AUGUCGUUUCCAGAAUCCGAAAAAUACUCCCACUCGAAGCAAGCAAAACGUUUCACCAUGAUCCCAGACACCUCCAGCGACUCAUUGUACUUAGACUCCCAUGUUGCACGCGAACAACGCAGACAGGCCAAAGAAGAGAUGGGGGCAAGAUUGCCUGAAUCCGAAGAGAUCUCCGACUCAAAACAAGUGAAAAGCUUCACCACGGUUCCCGACACCUCCAGCGAUGCAUUGUACUUGGAUUCCAAUGUUGCAAUCGGACAACAGAAACAGUCCGAGGUUGAGAUGAAGGCGAAUGACGCUGUAUUCCAACAAGCCGAGGGACAAGAAGGGGAAGAUGUAUUGGCAGGCAUGAAACACCAGUUAGACUCAAUGGCUCCUGGUGGCUCGAUUUCAGAGUUUGGGAAUUCCAUUGGCUCCGUCGCCCAAGAGAAGAUCGUCGCCGCGAAGGAUACGCUAAUGGAGGGUGCGUUGCCUGCUGCACAAGGAGCGUUACGUACCGUUCAGGGUCACAUUCGCUCUAUUUCAGGUGGGUCCAAUCAAGUCGAGGAGACGGUACCUCAAGGUAUGUUCAUCUUUCCAUGA